GUCGACUUCUGCUCCGUCGUGUUGGUUUCGGUUUGGGAGCUGGCCUGCUAAAAACUGAAACUCGUUCUCGUCGUACUUGUAGUCGAUUCCGUUUGUCAUCAGAUUCAGAUUCACAUUUUACAAAUCGCACAAACUUAAACUUGUACUCGUCGCCGUCGUUCGUUGUCGUUGUCGCACUCACAAUUUACUUGAUUUUUAUUUCACUAACUCAUAUCUCACGAACACGGAACAGCUGUGUAAUAAAAAAUCGACCCAAUUAAUUCAACUUGAAUCAUCAAAAUCAUAAAGAAACCAAACGAAGAAAUAUAAAACCUAACAACUCAACAGAAAAUGGAAAUAAAUAAUCAAUCUUUCCAUCGUUUAAGUAGCAGCAGAAGUCUUCUACUUCUUUCCACAUAAAACGAUACAAGAAGAAAAAUAUGUAAAGCCUUUCGAAGUUCGUACUCGUUUUCGUUUUCGUACACCGCCUUCGAUUUUUCAAUUCCAAUUGAAUGUUUUCCGUCCGGAAGCCCAAAGAAAACAUCAAGAAGAAAGAAAAUAAAAAAGUGUAUUUACAUAAAUUCUAUUUGGUGAAUGAGUAAGUUAUGCAAAUAACGGUUUAGAUUUAUGUGAAAACAGUGAAACCGAAAGUUAUUCCAUAAAAGAAAUAUCGGACUCGCAUUCGGUUUGGACGAAGACGUAGUAUCUGAGAAGCUCACCUUACGGCAGCGGCUGCGGCAUCUCUCUUUUUCUGUUGACGAAACGAAGUAGCGAGAGAUUCGGCAGAGACGGGGAGACUAUUAUUUUGGGAGAUUUUAUUGAAUUGUUUUGUUUAUUGUUAGCUUCGGAGGCGUUUUCCUAUUGGGGCAGUCAGUUAGUUAGUCAAGUCAGUUCAAUUGGACACGGUCUGUGGUGAAUCUAAUCAGCAUCGGUAUCGGUGGCAGUGCAGUGCGGUGAUUCCAACUUCCAAGAGCAUCAUGCCAAUGGGACAAAUUUACGUGAUUCCAUUAUUUACAACCCAACAACUGCGACCGCACGUCAUUUAGACCUCGACGGUUUUUUUUUGUUAAACUUUUUAUUUGCAUUUAUUCGAAUCGAAGAAAAGAUAAAUUAUCUUUUUUGUUAAGCUUUUAUUGUUGAGUUAGCGGGAACGGUCUAUCCCCGUCAGCCUGUAUGCAUCUGAGUGGUAGCACCAGCAGCAGUAUCAACAACAGCACCAUCGACAUCGAGAACAGCAGCGAACCCGAAGCCGAAGACUGUAAAUUCUGGUUUUGUAAUUGAUGUUGUUGAUGUUGCUUGUCGGCGGCGGUGGUGCACCUUCUCCGGUACGAACUGAGAGUGUCGUUCUAUGCAAAAUGUUAAGUUUUUGUGCUUCACUACGCAGGUUAUAUAAACAUAAUUGGAAGAUGAAAGCGUGAUGUCAGUGGAGCGUUUUUGAGCAUUGGGACGGAAGCGAAAAAGAUUUGUUUAUUGGUCAUUGAGUGCAAGACCAAGUAUAUGCUGUCAUCAAAAAAGUACAUUGAACAACGACGUCUUGGAAAAAACGUCAAAGGGUCAAAGGACCCUGAACAACGACGAGGUAUUUAAGGACUUUGUCUACCUAGGCACCGCUAUAAACACAGACAACGACACCAGCGCUGAAAUCAAACGAAGACUAAAUCUUGCAAAUCGCUGCUUCUUUGGACUUAGAAGGCAAUUGAGAACUAAAGUCCUCUCUUGAGCAUCUAAAAUCACCAUCUUUAAGACACUCAUCAUCCAUGUUCUUCUUUAUGGCGCUGAGGCCUGGACCCUGUCAAAGAAAGAUAAGAACGUCUUAGGAUGCUUCGAGAGCAAAAUUCUUCGGAUGAUUUUUGGAAUUAAAGUCCAACGACUUAGAUAGCUGGGUCAUGUAGAGCGAAUGGACAACUCUCCACAGCCCGGAAGGUCUUGUAAUCAAAUCCCGAGGGACGGCGCAGUAGAGGAACACCUCGACUCAGGGACCGAACUGGCUGGAGACGUAUGUUGGUUGGCCCCGGACUGUAGCGCCACCUUAAGUAAAUGAAGCUUUUCCUUAUGAGCUUAAUAGCCCUGGCACUAUUCGCCGCAGUGAUCAGCGUUCCUAUUACUAAAGCCGAAGUUGAACCACUUGCUGAAGCUAAAGCUGAUGUUAACUACCGAAUUCCUUCCAACGUCCUCCCAUCCCACUACGACAUUUCAUUAAAGCCAUACCUAUUAACUGGCGAUGGUAACAAACAGUUCACCUUCGAAGGUGAGGUUUACAUCAACAUCAGUACGACCGAGUCAAACUUGGAUGAGAUUAUUUUGCAUUGGAAGCGAUUAACUUAUACAGUCCGUGAAUUGUAUGCGACUGCUGUUCCGGAAAAAAAAUUGAAAAUUUUAAAAUUCGACGAAGAUCCUGCCACAGAUAAAUUCAGUUUAACAUUGGAUCUUGUAUUGAGACCGAAAACAAACUAUACCUUACAUUUUGUGUACACAGGUCUUAUGGAAGAUAAUAUGCAUGGAUUCUAUAAGAGUUCCUAUGUCGAUAGUAAGAAUAAGACAAGGUGGUUGGGAUCAACACAAUUUGAAACAAAUCACGCACGUCGUGCUUUCCCCUGCUUCGAUGAACCAAAUUUCAAAGCCACGUUUGAUGUAGCAAUUACUCGUUUUAAGAGCUUCAAGACAGUCAGUAACACCCGCAUGAUUCAAAGCCUACGUAUAGACAAUAACUACUUCAAAGAUAUCUACGCCACCACACCACCAAUGUCCACCUACCUCUUGGCCUUCCUCGUGUCCGAUUUCAAUGAACGUACCGAUGUCGAUGGUCAAUUUUACGUUGUUGCACGUCCCGAAUAUUUUGGCCAAACCGAAUAUGGCUUCGAUAUUGGUCGUGAGCUUCUUACGGCUUUUGACACUUACACGAAACUGCCAUUCUACGAAUAUGGUGUGGAAAAAAUGCAUUUAGCCGCUAUUCCUGAUUUCUCAGCCGGAGCAAUGGGGAACUAGGGUCUUCAAAUGUACAGGGAACGUGCUUUACUUUAUGAAGAAGGAUCAACAACUCUUUCGGCUAAACAAUCAAUUGCUGGAGUUAUUGCUCACGAACAAGCUCACAUGUGGUUUGGAGAUUUGGUGACUUGCGAGUGGUGGAGUCAUACUUGGCUCAACGAAGGUUUUGCUCGUUACUUCCAAUAUUUCAUGACAGCUGAGGUUGAUCCAACAUUUGAAAUGGACAAGCAAUUUGUUGUCGAUCAGAUUCAUGUUGUUUUUAGAAUGGACUCAACCAACAACACAAAUCCUAUGAGUGAUGAGACCGCAGCUUCUCUAGAGGAUCUUCCUCAAAUGUUCAACAGUAUUUCGUACAACAAAGGUGGUUCGGUAAUCCGAAUGAUUAGGCACGCUAUUGGAGAGGAAAGUUUCAAGAAAUCUCUUCAAACCUACCUCAAUGAAUUUAAAUACACCAACACUGUUCCCAAAAAUAUCUUCGAUCAUUGGACAGCUAAUUGGCCGACAGAUACAAAGAAAUAUGCCAAUGCCCAAUGGAGUUCUAACAGUUUUACCGAACAAGUUGGCUAUCCAGUUCUUCACAUCGAACUUGCUGCUGAUUCCAAGAGCAUGACUGUCGAACAAAAGCGAUUCCUAUUGACUCCAGGAGACGGCAGUGAUGCAAAACUUUUGUACACCGUUCCAUUUACUUACACAACAAAUGUACAAAAAGAUUUCAAUACAACAACACCAAAUCUAUACCUGGAAGACAAGACUGACAAAGUAAAUGUGACCUUCAAGGACGCUAUUAAGUGGGUUGUUGGUAACAUCCAAGAAACCGGCUACUACCGAGUCAACUACAGCACUAACGCCUGGCAUCAAAUCCAUCGUGCCUUGAGCUCUCAGAAUUGGGAUGGCAUCCACGAACUUAACCGAGCUCAAUACGUUGACGAUCUAUUGGCCCUUUCACGUUCAGGACAACUGCAAUACGAGUUGUCAAUGAUGUGCCUCAGCUACUUGGAAACUGAAACCAAUUAUUUGCCAUGGACAGCUGCUUUCAACGGCUUCGACUUCUUGGCCGUUCGUCUUGGCUUAGACAAAGACAAUUUCGCCUACUACAUAAUUAAAAUUUCGAAGAAAGCAUACAAUUCACUUGGAUUUGUGGAAAGUAAGACCGACAAGACUCUGGAUAUUUAUGCCCGCAGCAAGGUUAUCUCUUGGAAUUGCAAAUACGGCCACAGUGACUGUAUUGCAGAAGCUCUGAAAUUAUUCCGAAACAUGCAUAACAAACCAGUUCCGGUCAAUAUUCGCGGCGCUGUUUAUUGUACAGCAAUGAGGGAUGGUACAGAAAAGGACUUUGAAGACCUCUUCAACAAGUUGAAGGCUGAACAAGUUCCAACUGAACAAGUAUUGAUAAUCAAUAAUUUGGGUUGUGUAAAGGACAAGAAACUUGUGGAACGUUAUUUCAAUAUUAUUUUAAGUGAUGAUAUCCGUCGCCAGGACAAGUCUUCAGCUCUAUCGACCCUCUACACUGAAAAUGCUGAGAAUGUUUCGCCGGUCUUCGAUCUUGUGACAGAAAACUUUGAAGCCUUACAAAAAGCCAUGGGUUCCUAUUCGUCUGUGGCAACUGAAAUUUCAAACAUAGCUUCACGCUUCACCACUAAAGAACAACAAGCCAAACUCGAUGCUUUCAUCAGCAAAAGUGGCACUCAAUUCGGAAGCUCUCAGAAGACUUGUGACAAGGCCGCUACUACAGUUAAGGAAAAUUUGGAAUGGUCUGAGAAGAGAUUGCCUCCUCUCGUUGAAUAUUUACGUACAAUAAGUCUGAAUUUGUAGACAACUUUUUAUAUAUUUAUAAAAUAAAAAUGAAAUGUAGAAUAAUUUGA
Molecule: messenger RNA, 4826 nt
Organism: Eupeodes corollae
Lineage: Eukaryota; Metazoa; Arthropoda; Insecta; Diptera; Syrphidae
Product: membrane alanyl aminopeptidase-like
Biological process (GO): proteolysis; peptide catabolic process
Cellular component (GO): cytoplasm
Molecular function (GO): metalloaminopeptidase activity; zinc ion binding; peptide binding
Source: RefSeq, a predicted model, not a curated record